AAUUUGAUAGUUGGAAGUGGGGAGCAGAGAGAAGGAGGAGCAUGAGGCCGAUUUUGAUGAAGGGCCAUGAGAGGCCAUUAACGUUCCUCAAAUACAACAGGGACGGUGAUCUCCUAUUCUCCUGCGCUAAGGACCACAACCCUACGGUGUGGUUUGCCGACAACGGUGAACGAUUGGGCACUUAUCGAGGCCACAAUGGAGCCGUUUGGUGCUGCGAUAGUGAUGGUUGAUGAUGCAGGAGAUUCGCGUCGACUCAUAACGGGUAGCGCGGAUCAGACAGCCAAGCUAUGGAAUGUGCAAACUGGUCAACAAUUGUACACUUUCAAUUUUGAUUCCCCAGCUAGGUCUGUUGAUUUCGCCGUCGGUGAUAAGCUUGUUGUUAUCACCACUGACCCCUUUAUGGAAUUGCCUUCUGCGAUCCAUGUCAAACGCAUUGCUAAAGAUUCCACCGAUCAGACCGGGGAAUCUCUGCUUGCCAUUAAGGGCCCUCAGGGAAGAAUAAACAGAGCCAUUUGGGGACCCCUCAACAAUACCAUUAUUAGUGCCGGUGAAGAUGCUGUCAUUCGCAUUUGGGAUUCUGAGACUGGAAAACUACUUAAAGAAUCAGACAAGGAAUCUGGCCAUAAAAAGACUGUAACAUCACUGGCCAAAUCUGCAGACGGUUCCCAUUUCCUUACUGGCUCCCUUGAUAAGUCUGCUAGGCUUUGGGAUACUAGAACAUUGACUCUUAUCAAGACAUAUAUCACAGAACGCCCAGUCAAUGCAGUUGCAAUGUCGCCUCUUCUUGAUCAUGUGGUACUUGGAGGUGGUCAGGAUGCAUCAGCUGUUACAACUACUGAUCAUCGCGCUGGCAAGUUUGAAGCCAAAUUUUUUGACAAGAUUCUUCAAGAAGAAAUUGGAGGUGUAAAAGGGCAUUUUGGACCAAUUAAUGCAUUGGCCUUUAACCCUGAUGGAAAAAGUUUUUCAAGUGGAGGUGAAGAUGGUUACGUACGGUUGCAUCACUUUGACCCAGAUUAUUUCAAUAUCAAAAUAUAAUGCGGGUUGAUUUGUGGUUGGUAUUAGGUGUGGUGUUCCUAGAUGUUAGCUUUUAAUUUCUUUCACAUUAUAUUUAUGUAAUGCCGAUGUGAAUACAAAUGCUGUUAUCUUGAUAAUCUGGAAGAAUUUUACGAAUGAAAUUUUCCAUU
Abrus precatorius (Indian licorice) is the source of this 1184-nucleotide messenger RNA. Its product is annotated as eukaryotic translation initiation factor 3 subunit I-like. The transcript is spliced from 8 exons. The coding region runs from base 196 to 1035 and encodes 279 amino acids. Gene Ontology annotation, biological process: cytoplasmic translational initiation. Gene Ontology annotation, cellular component: eukaryotic translation initiation factor 3 complex, eIF3m; cytoplasm. The record is from RefSeq and is a predicted model, not a curated record. Lineage: Eukaryota; Viridiplantae; Streptophyta; Magnoliopsida; Fabales; Fabaceae. Gene Ontology annotation, molecular function: RNA binding; protein binding; translation initiation factor activity.